Messenger RNA from Odontomachus brunneus, 4650 nucleotides. RefSeq lists its product as uncharacterized. The record is from RefSeq and is a predicted model, not a curated record. NCBI's taxonomy places the organism in Eukaryota, Metazoa, Arthropoda, Insecta, Hymenoptera, Formicidae. The coding region runs from base 1 to 4650 and encodes 1549 amino acids. The transcript has 5 exons.
AUGAUUCCAGACGAACGGGCGAUUGAGAAAUUUCAGACAAAGUUCCUGCCAAUUACCGAUGAUGACUUGGUCAAGCUUGAGAAAGCUGAGGCUGAAAUAAUGGAAACAACAGUGGAAGUUAAAGAAGAUGAGCCAGUCGAGGAAAAAUCGAGCGACUUGCACGAAGAAGUAAUAAUGGAGAAAUUAAAGUACGAUCAUCCACCGCCGUAUGUAAUGCCGUCGAAGAAGGCACUUUGCAUUUUGCUGGAAGCAAAACGAGCAAACAAGUCGAUCCCAUCUCUGGUAUCAAGAUUCUCGAUCGAUUCCAGGCUGCAAGUCAAGAAAAAAGAUGACUUUUCUCCAGACUACUUGAUAUCAGCCGCGAUUGUGUCGUUGCCGCAAGACACGAAACCCUCUAAAAUGAUCAAGUUAUUUUCUACCAAGUAUUUAUACUCGAGGUUGUCGCCGAUUCGUAUGAUGCCUCUUCGAGCCAUCGACGAGAGUUACAUUCACAGCGAAGACAUCGAUAAACGAUUUGACGAAGAACAUCAAGUUCCACAAAAAGUUUCAGAAAGAACUGAACGUAAAGUGUUGGCGAAAUUACCAGUGAUACCUUACACCGAAAAACCGGUCUCUGCGUUAAUACCAUUCGGAACUUCGAUCAGGACACCUGUUCCACCGUUGAAAUACUUGACAUGUCUCGAUGAGCGAAAGCAGAAGAGGAUGUCGAGUGCUGAAAGAGAAUCAGCCGUCGGCAAGAAGAGCUUCUGUGACGCAGAAAAGCUUCUGUUCAAGAUAAUAUUUCCCAAUUUUGAUCCCUCCUUACAAUUGCCGGAAGAGAGAGAUGUCGAACAGAUGGACGAGACAAAGAGGAAGAAAAGGAUAGUUAAAAUGAGAGAUGAAGAGGACAAGCAUUCGAUAUCUGAGGCUAUUGGCUUUGAAGUUGUAAAUGAAGAUAUGGAGAUAUUACGAGGCAAAUCGUGUUUGACGGAUCGCACGCGUGUGGAAUCUUCGCGCUUCAAGCCGUGCUACUUCUCUGCUAUGUUAUGCAUCUUAGCAAAAAUCGCAAUGGAUGUGAAUUGCUUUCGCGACGGCACUUUGGACCGGGUGAUUCUCCUCACCGACAAAAUAAAUCGACGCGUCGGCAAACUGCGACACAAGGAUUACGAGUGGUUUCGCGACGUGAGCAUAUUCAAUGUGAAUUUCAAUGUUAUUCUGAAGGAGACCAUUUACGCCGACCCCGAAAGUUCUCCAUUCGACGACCUCGAUACGGUCAUCGAGAAAUUUCUGGAUAAGAAUCGUACCGGCAUACUCGUGUUAGAGAAUUGCGCCCAUGCGUUUUGGACGGCGGACGACAGGUAUUAUCUCUUCGAUCCUUAUCCCUGCGACGAGAGGGGAAACGCGAACGAGGAGGGUUAUUGCUGCCUCAUGAGAUUUCGCGACUUGAAGUCUAUGGUCGGUAGAAUUAAGCAAAGCGCUGGUCAGGCUGUAAGGAAACCAUUUGAUCUUUACACCGUGUGUAUCACUCAUCUCGAGGUGAAAGAGCGCAAACGGAAACGAGGAAGAAAAAGUCAGAGGCAUCGCAUAGAGAAAACGGAGGAGCCGGUUCGUGCGGUUUGUACGGAGGAUAAACGGUACGCGGCGACACCAUCUACUGAUUCGGAAUCAUCUCUGAUCGAGUUAGCCGAGUGGGUUACAUCGGACACAGGAUCGGAUCCACGUGAUGACAUUACUAUCGCCGGUUUCACGCCGGUGCGGCAUCACGAAGCCUCGAUAUUUGAAGUGGUUGUCUUGGAGGAUGACAUCACGACGCCAACGCUGGCGCCUUUUAAAAAAUUACUAAGAACGUCGGAGGGUGAUUGCGCUAAUCAGGAAACAACGAUGCAAAGAAAAAGAACAUACGAAAGGAUAUUUCGAAAUCACACAUCCUUCGCGAUUCCUAUUGAUCUCUGCGUCAUGGCGUGGUCCUUGAUUCACGACCCUAUAUCUUGGUCGAAACGGACCAUCGAUGCUUUACUCGAAGCUAGCGCUGAUUAUGCUUUUGACAGCGUGUUAGCGAGCGAGGACACUUCCGUGAACAAUAUGACCGAUGCUUUAUUACCGGAACUCGAGAUAGGAAACUACACGUUUCGAGCGGUAUUUGCACCUCUGCAUUAUGGGACCUUGUACGCCGUGGAGGGAUGGAAUUUGGCGAUGACCUUGGAGAAGAUAUUCGAAACGAGGAUCUACACGGGUGCAAUAAUCGUCUGUCGCUACGCUCAUGUGGGCGUCACCAGGAAAGGCAGGAACUAUUUUGCAUGGUGGACCGUCGUGGGCACGAAAAGUCUGAGGAUAAUCACGUCCAGCAACAGGGCCGAAUUCCUCAAGCUGAUCAUUAAAGAGGUCGACGAACCCCGAGAAAUAGAAUUCAUAGUGCGAGCGGUCACGGUAUCUUACGCUUGUAAAAUGGAUCCGGACUGCAGUGACGUCAAGGGUCUCCACGAACCAAUAGCACCGAUGACGUCUUUAGCGGAGAUUUAUCGAAUGGAGCCGGUUUUCCAUGACGUCCAAGCGCUUUACAGACCAAUCGAUUUGAUGGCGAAACCAUUCUUUGUACUCGGAACGGUAUCAUUGAGCGAUCGAGAUAGCCUGGUGGAGCCGCGAGCGAAACGCUGUUACUUCGUUGCACUAUUAGCCGUUAUGAUAAAAAGAGACAUCAUUCAGUCCCCCAUUCCAAGUAUGAUCGACAGAGUCCUUGAAGUAGCGGAGAACUUAUACAGAAGAUUCUCUGAGCCCAAGUUUCACACAGAGCACAUCCUGCGGAAUGUCCCGCUAAUGAACAGAUUUUUUGAUCUUCGAGACUGCGCUUCGCCUUUAAUCACGCUGACGAGGAGUCCCGGCAAAAACGACUUUUAUGUACAAGUAAAGAAACACUUGAAACGUCAUUUCAAGACGUACACAAGCGGUGUACUGCACUUCACUAAUUGCUGCUACGGCUUCUGGUUCUCAAGAGCGACGAGAUCCUAUUAUUACUUAGAUCCUUACCCGUGCAAUGCGAAAGGCAGAAGAACCUCGGCAAACGGCAAUGCCAGUCUGUGCAUCUUCUCCUUUUUGUGUCAGAUGGUACGACAUAUGUGUCUCAAGCAAUAUGAAGGUACGACCGGAUUCUUCAUCCACAGACUUCACGUGGAUUCCAUCGACAGUCCACCGUGCGAAAAGUUCCAAGAAGACCCGAUGUGGGUCUACUUAGACUACCAUUGGAAUUUCGCGCAUUCGACUUCAUCGAAAUCGUCCGAAGAAACGAAAGACAACGUUAAGUCCGAUUCAUCGAGGAGUGAACGACGAUUUUGGAAUAGAUACGUGAUCGAAGUGACCGAUCUGAUUUACUCCGUCUGGGGUACGAUCGGCGCGUACGAUCGCAGGUUUGGCGAACGAGCUGGGAGAAAUCGCGCCGGCAUAUGCGUCGCUAUUCUCGCCAUGCAACACCUUUGUCAUCCGUCGCGGUGGAGCCCUGCUAUUCUGGACUCGGCCGUGAUCCGUGGGGAUUCCUACUACACGGAGAGCUUGAGCAGCGCAGCGCGGAAGUGCUCGGGGCCCUCAAAUAGAUUCCGGCUGCGUACCUCCUUGAGAAUGUUCCCACAUUUAUGGACCGUGGAUUUCAGCACGAGUGUAUGCGGAGUUCUAUACGGCGAUCGAGAUAGAUUGACGCUGUCUGCGACGUUGAGAUUAGCUUUCGAGGAAGCUCGCAAUGUGAUCAUCGAGUGCAACGAGAUCACCUUGGCUGCGUUAGCCGCUAAAGAUGCUUAUUAUGUCGCGGAUCCAUGCUGGAUCGGCCCGCCAUUGUUUCCGAGAGAUCACGGCGCGAUCUACGUUCUACGUUGCAGCAACAUAAAUGUGCUGAUAUACGCAAUAACAAAAAUGUUCAAUACCAAUUUGAGGCUCGACGUUCGCGUCACGCCGUUGACCUUGUCCUUUGAUCGGGAGAACUUCGAUAUGGAUCUUGAGUUUUGCGUCGCGAAGAGGAUCCUGCGAAAAACCGCACGAAAAGCUCCGGGAAAGACCAAGGCGUCUAACAUAACCAUCCCCGGAGCAGUCGUGGUGCCCGAUGAAAGCUCUUACCUGCGGUACGAACGGCAUCUCGCUAAAGGUGUUACUAUAGAUCUUCAACAACGCUAUACGUUACCUACCUUACGUCCUGAAAACGCGAACAACAUGAUCGUCAGCACCAAGUGGCACUUGAAUCUUGGCCAAGCGUGUCCUUCAAAAAAAGACCCCGUGGAGCGUUUUCCCUACGCAAUUGAUCCAUUUGAAGCGCAUCAGUUGCAAAUUUCCGUCGCGGAUUUAAUGGCUAUUUGCGACGACUAUCCAAAAGCGAUAGACUUCGCUAGCGACGCUCUUUCACCCGGAAUAAUGUCGCUCGAGUGCACCGGCACAGCGAAGCGUAGUUUCAUCCGAGAAGAAAGCCGCACGGAGUUUAAUGAGCGCGUCGCGGAAAUGUCGUCGGAUUUCUACAAGAAUUAUCGACAUCAUUUGCCGAAGCAAAAAGAAGAUAGAGUUAAGAAAAAUUCCGAAACACAAAUCGAGGUGAAAUUGAACGAAAUGACUAUCGACGUCACGGUAGACACCGGCAAAGAGAAUAAAUUUCAAAUGGAGACGGAAAGUGAGAUUACAGAUGUCCAAGACGUGCAAUAA